AAAAAACCAUCCAUACAAUACAAAUACACACCGUUUCUGUGCAAGCCACUCCCUCCACUUCCACCACAAUUCCGCACGCAACUCAUCAGUUUCGCGCUCUACUCGGACUUUCGUCGAACACAACAAGGACUUCCAUUACUGCGUAGCUUCUUCGCUCUUAGCCACAGAAACAAUGGCUUCCGCACUCGAUGCCGCCACCGAGAAGCUAUCGAACCUCGGCAUCGACGCUUCCCCUCCGAAUCUUCAGAAGAAUCUCCACCUUCUGACCGCCGAACAGAUUGAGUUGGCGAAGAUCCUGUUGGAAACGGGACAGAGUCAUUUGUUUGAGCAUUGGGCGGAGCCUGGUGAUGAUGAUGAGGAAAAGAAAGCUUUUUUGGAUCAGGUGACUCGGCUUAAUUCAAGCUAUCCAGGGGGUUUGGCAUCAUAUAUCAAAACUGCUAGAGAACUCUUAGCCGAUUCAAAAGAUGGAAAGAACCCAUUUGACGGCUUCACACCUUCUGUUCCAACAGGUGAAACAUUGACUUUUGGUGAUGACAGCUUUAUCAGUUUUGAGGAGGCAGGUGUUAAAGAAGCUCGGAAAGCUGCAUUUGUUCUUGUUGCCGGUGGGCUUGGGGAACGUCUGGGAUACAAUGGGAUUAAGUUGGCUCUUCCAAGAGAAACCACAACAGGAACAUGCUUUUUACAGUAUUAUAUUGAAUCAAUUCUGGCUCUUCAAGAUGCUAACUCUAAACUUGCACCACCAGGUGAAUCCCAAACAAAAAUUCCUCUGGUUAUAAUGACAUCGGAUGAUACACAUUCUCGUACACUAGAGCUUUUAGAGUCAAAUUCUUAUUUCGGAAUGGAACCUACUCAAGUCAAACUUCUAAAGCAGGAAAAAGUAGCAUGCUUAGAUGAUAAUGAUGCCAGGCUUGCAGUGGACCCACGUAACAAGUACAGGAUUCAGACCAAACCUCACGGGCAUGGUGAUGUGCAUUCACUACUCUACUCUAGCGGCCUUCUAAAUAUUUGGCGUGAGGCUGGUUUGAGAUGGGUUCUGUUCUUCCAAGAUACUAAUGGACUUCUAUUCAAUGGAAUCCCAGCGGCAUUGGGUGUCAGUUUUACCAGACAAUACCAUGUUAACUCCCUAGCUGUGCCACGGAAAGCAAAAGAUGCAAUUGGAGGAAUUACCCGACUUACUCAUGCUGAUGGGAGGACGAUGGUGAUCAAUGUGGAGUACAACCAGCUUGAUCCACUGCUUAGAGCAACUGGGUAUCCAGACGGUGAUGCCAAUUCUGAGACUGGCUAUUCUCCAUUCCCUGGGAAUAUCAACCAAUUAAUUUUGGAACUUGGUCCAUACAUUGAGGAGCUCACAAAAACAGGAGGUUCCAUAAAGGAGUUUGUAAACCCAAAAUACAAAGAUGCUAGCAAGACUUCAUUUAAGUCCUCGACUCGGUUAGAGUGUAUGAUGCAAGACUAUCCAAAAACUUUACCUCCAACUGCUAGGGUGGGAUUCACAGUAAUGGAACCAUGGCUUGCUUAUGCACCUGUGAAGAACAACCCUGAGGAUGCUGCUAAGGUACCAAAGGGAAAUCCAUAUCAUAGUGCAACUUCUGGAGAAAUGUUAGUUUAUCGUGCAAACAGCCUCAUUCUCAGAAAGGCCGGAGUCCAAGUUGCUGAUCCAGAACAACAGGUGUUCAACGGCCAAGAAGUAGAAUUGUGGCCUCGUAUCACAUGGAAACCAAAAUGGGCUAUCACUUUUACAGGCGUAAAAAGCAAAGUCAGUGGAAGUUGCUCAAUUUCUCAGAGAUCCACAUUGGUUAUUAAGGGUCGCAACGUCUUUAUAAACGAUCUCUCCUUGGACGGGGCUCUUAUUAUUGAUCCUGCUGAUGAUGCAGAGGUAAAAGUGGAAGGUUCAGUUCAGAACAAGGGCUGGGUCCUCGAACCUGUCGAUUACAAAGAUACUUCGGUACCUGAGGAACUGAGGAUAAGGGGUUUCAGAAUCAACAAGAUUGAACAGCUGGAGAAGAACUAAACUAGUGUUAUUGUGAUCAUGGCAUGGAGAGCCUUGAAGCCUUGAAGGUGAUACUUCUUCAUAGCCUGAAUUUUUAUUUUUUAUUUUUAUUUUUGUUUAUUUCCUUUUCCCUUUGUAAUUUGUCAUUACCAAAUUGAAAUGCAAUAUAUUUUUCUACAAAUAAUUAGUUUG
Prunus avium (sweet cherry) is the source of this 2182-nucleotide messenger RNA. It is a transcript of the gene USP, whose product is annotated as UDP-sugar pyrophosphorylase. The record is from RefSeq and is a predicted model, not a curated record. Gene Ontology annotation, biological process: UDP-N-acetylglucosamine biosynthetic process. NCBI's taxonomy places the organism in Eukaryota, Viridiplantae, Streptophyta, Magnoliopsida, Rosales, Rosaceae. Gene Ontology annotation, molecular function: UDP-N-acetylglucosamine diphosphorylase activity.